This is a messenger RNA of Rhopalosiphum maidis (corn leaf aphid), 6123 nucleotides long. RefSeq names its product glucose transporter type 1-like. The transcript has 17 exons. Gene Ontology annotation, molecular function: hexose transmembrane transporter activity. Gene Ontology annotation, biological process: monosaccharide transmembrane transport. Bases 916 to 3390 code for a protein of 824 amino acids. Gene Ontology annotation, cellular component: membrane. NCBI's taxonomy places the organism in Eukaryota, Metazoa, Arthropoda, Insecta, Hemiptera, Aphididae. The record is from RefSeq and is a predicted model, not a curated record.
GUGUGUGUGUGUGUAUCAGCCCGUGGGUCUGGUAGUUGCUUGCUGCUGCUGCUGCUUGUGCCUGCGAUUCGCCACGCCGGGUUUUUGCAUUUCACUUCGUUUCCAUUUGCCGUUGUUAUUGUUUUAUAUUGUGAUCAUAAUAUUAUAAUACAUAACAGGUGUACCAGUAUAUCAUAAAUAACCGUCGGUUGAUUUUUGAUUUGGUUUGUUUUAUUUUUAUUAUUUUUAUUUUUGUUUAUCCUCCCGUUGUUCACGCCUUCGUUUCGAGUUCAAAACUCAGAGGACACGCGCAACGCUUACGUGCGUGUUUAUAAAUUAGUGUAUCUCACUCGAUGAAACGAUUAUUCAAAAAUAAUGACAUUUUAUAAAUACGAGAAUAGUACGCUUAACACGUUGUCCGACAAGUAAAUAAACACUACCUAGGUUGAAACUUAUCUUCACAGAAGAAAAAUACCUAUACAAUUUAUACCGGUUUGGUACAACCACUGAUGAUCGAAGUUCACGUGACAAUCGCGACGGAUGACCGACUCCUGUCAGAGUGUGUGAUAAGCUUUGCCAACAUUCCGUCGUUCAAAUCAGUCCAACAGGUUUCCGGUAUUCAAUCAAUUUUGUACUGAACAAAAUAGCACAAGAGUAAAUAUUUUCUUCUUGCUGAACACCCAAGUCUCAAAUAUUUCAAUUGAAUUAGAACCAUAUUCAUGUUUACUGAAAGUACCUAUCAUUAUCAACACUUAAAUCAUAAACAGCAAAGAGAUAAAAAUAAAAAAUGAAUAAAUAUCUGUUUGGGGUUGAGGUGUUGGUGUCGACGGUUGGUGUGAGGAGUAAUAGCAGCCGGCACGUGGUAUCGCCGCUGCACGCCGCGGGCCGGUCUGGUGGAGCGCCGUGCGACGGCACCGCCCGCCGUGGAUUCGUUGUAUGAAAGUGUCGAGCAGCAGCGGCAGAGUUUGUGGAGGAGGAGGCGGAGGCGGUGUUUGCGGCAACGGCGACGGAGACGGCAACGACGCUGGAAGCCGCGGUGACGUCGGUGGCGGUGGCGGCGGUGCGCCCAACAACAACAACAACAACAACAACAACAACAGCAGCAGCAGCAGCAGCACCAGCACCAGCACCAGUACCAGCACCAGCAGCCCUCCGUGCAGUGAGGGUGGUGGCGGCGGCGGCGGCGGUAGCGGCCUGGUAGCUGGCGUGCUGGUCAGCGAUCAGGGCGAAGUGAUCAGCGACCGGUAUGUGGGCGUGGCAAGGCAAUUCGCGUCGCGUCAAGCGUCCGAGCGUGGCUCGAAUAAGGCCGACCAAAGCGACGGUAGUGACGACGAGACCACGCUCAGGCAAAUGCUUGUGAGCUCAUACAUGGUGGAUGGUUUGCGCAGCUUGCAACACCAGGUGACGGACAUGAGCGCCAACCUGACGACGCGGCUGGACGAGCUGCAGUCGCGUGGCGUGUCACCGAGCCCGGCCGCCGCCUACUACGGCACCGAGCACCGUGGCCAUGUGGAAACCAGUGUAGCGCUGUCCGAGAUCCGGACACAGCUGCACGAGCUCACCAGGUCACUGGAAUCGUGCCAAUCGGAGGUGACCGAGGUGAAGCGCGACAUGGUGGCCAUCAAAAACGAACUGGAUACGGUGCAACAGGUCAAGGAGGAGAUCGAAGAGCUCAGGGAGUACGUGGACCGUCUGGAGUUGCAGUCGCACCGGAGGAAACUCAGGCUGCUCGAACAGGGGCUUACGUUCUUUUUAUCCUAUACAAUUUUGGCGUCGAUGCUGGGCAUGCUUCAGUUCGGUUACAAUACUGGAGUGAUUAAUGCACCCGAAGGGAACAUAGAGAAGUUCAUCAAAGAUGUAUUUGAAGAUCGGUAUAAAAAAAAUAUGGAUCACGCGCAAGCUGAGUUACUUUACUCGUUUGCCGUAUCCAUUUUCGCCAUUGGCGGCAUGCUAGGUGGCUUCAGUGGCGGAAUCAUUGCCAACCGUUUCGGCAGAAAAGGAGGUUUACUGCUUAAUAGUUUUGUUGGCAUUGGUGGCGCUUGCUUAAUGGGUCUCACCAAGUACUUCAAUUCCUAUGAAGUACUAUUUAUUGGCCGAUUCAUUAUAGGAGUCAAUUGUGGUUUGAAUACAUCGCUAGUGCCAAUGUAUAUAUCAGAAAUAGCGCCGCUCAACCUACGAGGUGGCCUCGGCACUGUCAAUCAGUUAGCCGUAACCACUGGACUGCUCAUAUCCCAGAUAUUGGGUAUAGAACAAAUUUUGGGUACAGACGAAGGCUGGCCUUUAUUAUUAGGAUUAGCUAUAUGCCCUGCCAUAUUACAAUUAAUUUUACUACCUGUAUGUCCUGAAUCGCCAAGGUAUCUGUUGAUAACCAAACAAUGGGAAGAAGAAGCAAGAAAAGCUCUGAGGAGGUUACGUGCAACUAAUCAGAUUGAAGAGGACAUUGAAGAAAUGCGUGCUGAAGAACGUGCUCAACAGUCUGAAGCUACAAUAUCCAUGAUGGAACUAGUAUGUUCACCCACUCUAAGGCAACCACUUAUCAUUAGUGUAGUCAUGCAGUUGUCACAACAGUUAUCCGGCAUAAAUGCUGUAUUUUACUAUUCAACUAGUCUAUUCAUAACUGCUGGUUUAGCCGAGAAUGUAGCUAAAUUUGUGACAAUAGGGAUUGGUGUAAUUAUGGUGAAUAUGACGCUAGUGACUAUGCCAUUGAUGGAUAAAACUGGUAGAAGAACAUUACAUCUGUACGGUCUGGGAGGAAUGUUUAUAUUCUCGAUAUUCAUUACAAUAUCAUUAUUAAUCACGGAAAUGAUCGACUGGAUGUCGUACUUGGCCGUCGUAUCCAUACUUGGUUUUGUUGUAUUCUUCGCCGUUGGUCCAGGCUCCAUACCUUGGAUGAUUACUGCGGAGCUCUUCAGCCAGGGUCCUCGGCCUGCGGCUAUGUCCAUCGCCGUGCUCAUAAAUUGGGUGGCCAACUUCGCCGUCGGCAUAGGCUUCCAACCUCUAAAGACUGCAUUGGAUAAUUAUACAUUCCUACCGUUCAGCGUAUUGUUGGCAAUAUUCUGGAUAUUUACUUAUAAAAAAGUUCCAGAGACCAAAAACAAAACGUUCGAAGAGAUACUAGCUCUAUUUCGGCAAAACGGCAGAGGAAGCGUCUUGGAAUCAAGUCGCUUAUACGGGAGUAUGUUAAACUAUUCAAACGCGUUAGACGAGCAUUUACCGCCCUCCGAAAGGGCAUCAUUAAUGGUGGCUGAGGAGAAACCUUUGCCAGACUCAUCACCAGUACAACACUCUCCGACGGACCCGGAGGUGUGUGCUGUAUGCGUCAACACUGGCAGUUCCCUCAUGAUGACGUCUCCGAACGUAACUCGCCGGUCGAGUCACACGCUCAGUAAUCACGUUUGCCAAAUGGACUAAACCGUUGCAUAUAUAAUAUUAUUAUAUGCAUAUUAUUAUUAUUAUUAUUAUUAUUAUUAUUAUUAUUAUUUUAUAUAAUAAUAAUCUAGAACAAAACGUUGUAUCAACAAAAAAUAUUUAACAAAUAUUUAUAAACAUACAUUAUAAUAAAAAAAAAUAGAGCAUAUAUUAUAUGUAAGGCUUAUUCGUAAGACAAUUUCGAUCUUUUUUUCAUUAUAAUAUUUUAUUGUUGACAUAUAACAGCCAUAAUAUACCUAAUACUUACCUUACAUACGUUAGGAUACCUUCUACAAUCAAGCGAAUUCAAGAAAUGAAACCUAAGAAGUUAAUAUGCUAAGUCCUAUGUACCUAUUCAUAUGAUCUACGAAUAAAACCAACUAUCUAUCAACAUGAUGGUUUUGGUAAUCAAUUUUUAAUAUGACAACCAAUAAACCUAUAAUUAUAGGUACCUUUGAUUAUUAUUAAUGCCAAAUACCAAUUAACGUCUUUCAGUGAUAUUCCACCAUUAUCUAUUGAAUAUUAUUCAUAGAUAACAUAUACCAGUUGAUUCAUUUCACAAAAUACUCUUAUUUAUAACUUUUUAAAUUUUUUUUUUUUAGUUUCGAGACGUUAAAAACGACAUUUUUGAAAAAAUAAUUAUAUUUUUUACUAUUUUUAAUCCUUAACUAUACUAAGUUUUUAAUUUUUUGAAUAAUAACAUACUUGCAAUUUUAAUUCUAUAUUCCAAAGCAACACAUUAUUCGAAGUAUUUCAAUAUAUAAAAAUCAAAUUUCGUAUAAGUAGUUAAUUAGUUAUAACUAAGAUAAGUUGAGUAGUAUACCAACAUUUUGUGGUGUACCCCUGUGCCAUUCCACUUGGUUCAACUAUAUCAACCUACUUAAAAUUCUUAUUAUAAUACAUAAACUAUUUAGAAAAAUAUAUAUUAUAUUCAAAAUUAAAAGUACUCCGAAAAAUAUUCUAAUUGCAAUAAGGGUUUUUAAAGGUAUAUUGUCAUAAUGUCAUUAUAAAAAGUAAAAAAUUUAGAUAUCUCUUUUUUUCAUUAAUAUUGUUUUUCGAUUAUUUAAAUUUAUGUAAAAAUUAUUUUUUAAAUUAGUGUUGCUUGAUAAAGAAUCAUCCGGUAUUAAUAAAUUAUAUACACUUAUUAUAAUAUAUUCCCUGUUUACAUAUUAUAUGAUACUCAAUUAUUUUCAGCCACAAUGCCAUAUACAUAACACAGGAAAUUAUAUUGUCCAGAUAGGUAUUCAAAAAAUGUGCAAAUAAUUUGAAUCAGUUUUAGAGAUUUAUCAACUAAAUUUAACUUAAUAAUAAUUUUUUUUUUAAGCCUAGCUAUAUUAUGACCCAAUUAAAAUUGUACGCUUGUUAUGUACAUUUCAAAUAAGUACACCUAAAGUUAAAAAAUAUCACAAAUUCAGUUUACAAUCAUACAAAAUGAAUCAACAUAAUAAAUAAUUAACGUCUAUUUUAAUGUCACACAAUUUAAAAAAAAAAAUACGUCCGGCUUGAUUUGACGCUCAACUAUCACCUAAUAAUAAAAACAAUAAUAUAGUCUAGUAACACACUAAAUUAGAAUUUAAAUUUAAAAACAAGAUAAGCAAAUGAUUACGUUCGCGGUGUAUAAUCCUUUCGUUGUUUUGAAAUUUCAAAAAAUAUUGUUGCUAUGUACCCAAUACCCAAGUGAUCAAGCAUAUAUCGCCAAAUUUUUUGUACUUUUUUAAAAUACACCUAUAUAAUUUCUUGAUGAUCUUACUUUACUAAAUUGAAAUGACGUUUUAUUAUUUAACACGCAACUCGAACAGUAUUACAUCAUAUGUAAAUUGUAUGCAUGCGUGCGUGGACCAGCCAAGCUAAUGAUUAAUAUUAUAUCAAUAAUAAUUAACCAUACAUUAAUUUAACCUUGUUAAUAUGAUUAUCUAUACGCACACAAGCCGUACACAUCACCAAGUUGUAUAUUAUACAAAUUAUUGUAGGCCUAUUGUUGGUGCUCCAUGACUAUAUAUUAUAUGUUUAUCACAUCAUAAUUAUAAUUGUUAAUACUAUAUUUUUUUUACGAAAAAUCUCUUUUAAAUUUUACAUUCAAAAAUAGGCUCAUAAUUAAAGUAUGAACAUACAGUAGGUUCAUUUUCACACACUUACUUAAUUAUUGUUUAAAUAGUAAAUUAUGUUUUCAUGUUAAGAUAGGUUCUUCAUAUUAUUAUAAUUAAAAUCUUAUAGUGAUACAAGAAACAUAAAUUUAAAUUAAAACAUUCAAUUAAAAAUAAAAUUUAUCAAUACUAAUAAUAUUUAUACUGUGUACCGUAUUUAGUGUAAACGAAUAAGUGUUUUUUGUAAAUAUUGUUAUCGUUUUUAUUGAAUAUUUAUACAUUUUGUUCAUUUGUAUAUAAACUCGAAAUUAAAUAAUUUUUUUGUAAAUUACAAACAAAAUUUUAAACAAAGCUCAUGAUGACUGAGAAACCGUACUAUUAUUAAAUGUUAAGGACAAGGAACUUACAAUGUUUUUCCCAAAACAAACUUCUUAUAAUUUUUUGUUAUUCUCCAGUAUAUUUUGUAUUUUAAAAAAUGCAAAAACAUACAUUAUUAUAUAGUCAAUUUUGCAAUAAUAUUGUUUUAGAAUAAUUUAUUAUGUAUUAGGCCUACAGAAUAAUAUAAUAAUAAUAAUAAUAGCUACAUUUGUCAAACUAAAAAGACUAAGUAGUUAUAUCAAAAACUAAAACCCUCGUUGAUUUUUUUGUAAUU